AUGAAUGCAAACAGAAGAAGACAAAUAGAGGAUCACAUUGACUCACGAAGAAGAAAGCGGAAAGGGAUGUUUCUGACGGUAAUAUGUUUGAUGCACGAGUACUACAACGCGUACAUUGAUCGAUCGCCAUGCAUGACAUCUUCAUAUAUUGGUGAUAAAUGGGUUGGAGAGUUUCUUGCAGGGCACCCAACAAUAUUUUUUAAUAUGUUUCGAAUGAGAAAGACAAUAUUUAUCAAUCUCCUGGAAUUACUUGUAGGAGCUCACGGCCUUCGUGGAUCUUCGAGGACCACUCCACGUGACGUGCUCGCAAUAACACUAUUUACAUUAUCCCAAAAUGAGUCAAUGCGAGGAGCGAUGGAGCGGUUUCAGCACUCAUCUAAAACAAAAAGCAAGAACUUCUCAAUCGGAUUGAGCGCCGCACUUGUUAGUCUGUUCUAUCAUGUCAUUAGACCCAUAGAUUAUAAGUUCAAGCAAACACCUGCUGAGAUAACGAAGGAUGCGCGAUAUAUGCCCUUCUUCAAGGACUGCAUCGACGCGAUUGAUGGAACACAUGUUGACGCACGUAUCCCAAAAAAUGAUAAGGUUGCAUUUAUCGGCCGUUGUGGUAGCCCCACCCAAAAUGUCAUGGCCGUUUGCGACUUCAAUCUGUGUUUCACUUUUGUUAAGGCUGGUUGGGAGGGCAGCGCACAUGACAGUCGAGUUUUUAAAUCUGCGACGCGGGAUCCCAAUACCAAAUUUCCACAUCCACCUACAGGCAAAUACUAUUUGGUCGAUGCUGGUUACCCAUUGCAACGAGGAUAUCUAACACCAUUUCCUGACACGAGAUAUCACAUACCAGAUUUUGCACGUGCUAACAACAUUACACGAGGCAGAAAGGAAAUGUUUAAUAAAAGACAUUCAUCGUUACGUGGUGUAAUAGAGAGGACCUUUGGUGUGUGGAAAAAGAAAUGGGUGAUAGUCCGUGAUAUGCCUCCCUACAGCUUCUCCAAGCAAUUACAAAUUGUGUUCGCUACAAUGACCCUCCAUAAUUACAUUAGAAGACAUCACUCACGUAAUGAUAUCGACUUCCAUUCGGCGGAAGAGGAUGAAGAAAAUGUGCCUGUAGAAGCCUUUGAAUAUCGUUUAGGUCAUUCUUUCACAGAAGUGGAGAAUGAUGCUUCAACCACCUGCACUGUAGACGGGGAAGGUGCAAGCGAAAUGGCAGAAUUGAGGGAACGGAUAGCUGAUGCGAUAGCAGGAGCAGAUCGAAUCAAACUAGCUUUUAUGGAUUAUAAAUCAU
Molecule: messenger RNA, 1279 nt
Organism: Phalaenopsis equestris
Lineage: Eukaryota; Viridiplantae; Streptophyta; Magnoliopsida; Asparagales; Orchidaceae
Exons: 3
Source: RefSeq, a predicted model, not a curated record